This is a messenger RNA of Prosopis cineraria, 1140 nucleotides long. Its product is annotated as disease resistance protein RPV1-like. Gene Ontology annotation, biological process: signal transduction. The transcript is spliced from 2 exons. NCBI's taxonomy places the organism in Eukaryota, Viridiplantae, Streptophyta, Magnoliopsida, Fabales, Fabaceae. The coding region runs from base 100 to 1023 and encodes 307 amino acids. The record is from RefSeq and is a predicted model, not a curated record.
GUUCCCACUUCGUCUUUUAAAGGUUCUUAUAUUGCAGAGAAGAAGUUUGAUUACGAGUCUUCAUUUUCAAUCACUCUUAGAGCUUUUUUCCGAGCUUUCAUGGCAUAUUCUUCAUCCUCCAACAUAACUCCUCCUCCUCCAUUAUUCCCCAAACUCUCUGGGGAAAACUACGACGUUUUCCUCAGCUUCAGAGGCGAGGACACUCGCUACAGCUUCACGAGCCAUCUUCACGCAGCUUUAACGAGGCUCAAAGUGAGGACCUACAUCGACUAUGAGCUCCAGCGAGGAGACGAGAUAUCGCCGGCACUGUUGAAGGCCAUCGAAGAAGCUAAGGUUGCUGUCGUAGUUUUCUCUCAAAACUAUGCUUCUUCAAGAUGGUGUUUAGACGAACUGGUGAAGAUAAUGGACUGCAAGAGAUCCAAAGGCCAGAUCGUCGUCCCCAUCUUCUACCACAUCGAACCAACCCACGUCAGGAAUCAGACCGGAAGCUACGCCGAUUCAUUCGCUCAGCAUGAUCGCCGUCUCAUGGGCUCCAACCCCAACAAGGUCCUAAGUUGGAGGUUCGCUCUUUCUGAAGCUGCUAAUCUUUCAGGCUGGGAUUGUUUGGUCACCAGGAUGGAGUCAGAGCUGGUGGAGAGGAUCGCCAUGGACGUGUUGCAGAAGCUAGAUUCGAUUAACAAUGGCGGGAUAGAGAGCAGGAUAGCGACGUACAAGCAGAUGGCACAGGCGAAGCUAGAGAAGUGUUUGAGGAGUGGGAAUCUGAGCGACAUGGAAGAUCUAACAGAGACACUGCAAGAGCUAGCGAAUCUGAAACUGGACAAGGCCCUGCGUACGGACGAUGAUAGGGACUGGGAAGAACUUGACGUGACGAACCAGAGAAUUUUGCAGCUCAAGCAGCAGAAGUUCAUUCGCUCGCCGUGUAAUCCCAAGGCUAUGGAAGAUUACACUGCCACUCAACGCCAAAUUGCUCAGAUUAAUGCUGAGAGAGAGAAUCGCAGGCGUGGCCUCUACCGUGGAAUUUAAGAUUAUAAUUGAAGUUUCGAUUUGUUCUUCCAUCGUCAUGCAUGAUUGUCAAGGUUGAUAAUUGUUGUCUGUGAUAACUGAUUGAUCCUCUUUCGUUAAUUGGAAGCAGUUGUGAAA